This is a messenger RNA of Exophiala spinifera, 2325 nucleotides long. RefSeq lists its product as uncharacterized. The transcript has 2 exons. The record is from RefSeq and is a predicted model, not a curated record. Gene Ontology annotation, cellular component: extracellular region. Lineage: Eukaryota; Fungi; Ascomycota; Eurotiomycetes; Chaetothyriales; Herpotrichiellaceae. Bases 1 to 2325 code for a protein of 774 amino acids. Gene Ontology annotation, molecular function: N-acylsphingosine amidohydrolase activity. Gene Ontology annotation, biological process: ceramide catabolic process; sphingosine biosynthetic process; long-chain fatty acid biosynthetic process.
AUGGCUUCCAGUCAAGCAACGCCGAAGUUGGGUCGAAGCCCUACCAGCCUGGUGAUUUAUAACUUCUGGCUGCUGCUGAUCACCACCAUCCUGUUACUUUAUUCCUGUCUCGAAACUCCUGUCCUUGCGCACUUGAUACCGACCAAGAGUCGAGGGGAAGGAGAACAGUAUGUGGCUUCGAAAGGGGAUUACCUGGUGGGCGUUGGGAAGGCGGACAUCACGGGGCCGGUUGUCGAGGUGAAUAUGAUGGGCUAUGCAGAUACAGAUCAGUCUGGAACUGGUCUCCGACAGCGCCUUUAUUCCAGGGCUUUCAUCGUCGGAAACUUGACGAACAACUCUUCUCGAAUUGCCUACCUUGUCCUUGAUACACAAUCCGGAGAUACAGCUGUUCGACAUGGCAUACUGAAAGAACUCGAGAAGUUGGGACCCGAGUAUGAAGUAUACAAUAAGGACAGUUUGGCCGUCACAGGUACGCACAGCCAUAGCGGACCCGGGGCCUGGCUGAACUACCUUCUGCCUCAAAUAACAAGCAAGGGAUUCGAUAAAACCAGUUACAACGCCAUCGUCACGGGCUCGGUAUUGGCUAUUCAGCGCGCUCACAAGAGUCUUGUGCCAGGUCACUUGAGUUUGGGCCAGACAAGGCUAGAGCAUGCCAACGUCAAUCGGAGCCCCUAUGCCUACUUGCAGAAUCCAAAGGACGAAAGAACAAGAUAUGCCGACGAUGUUGACAAGAACAUGACUCUCUUGAAGUUUGAGAGAGCAUCGGACGGUCAAGCAAUGGGGCUCUUGUCCUGGUUUCCAGUCCAUGGCACAUCGCUCUACCAGAACAACACGCUCAUCACUGGCGAUAACAAGGGAGUGGCAGCAUAUCUCUUUGAAACGUAUAUGCAGGAGGCAAAUCCGGCAUUCGUUGCAGGUUUCUCGCAAGCCAACGUUGGCGACACCUCCCCGAACACUCUCGGGGCAUUUUGUGAGGAUUCGGGCCUUUCAUGUUCUUUUAAUGACAGCACAUGUGGUGGCAAAACUCAGCCUUGUCAUGGACGUGGUCCAAUGUUUCGAAGCAUAGAUCAGGGAACCAAGUCUUGCUUCGAGAUUGGAAGUCUCCAAAUGACGGCUGCAAAGUAUAUCCUAGACAGUGCAGAUCUAGAACGAAUUCCGCCCUCCACAGUCUCAUUCUUCCACACUUACGCCAACUUUUCCUCAUUCACCUUUACUUCUCCAUACAAUCAGUCCCGUCAAUUAAAAACCUGCUCGGCUGCACUAGGAUACGGCUUUGCUGGCGGUACGACAGAUGGCCCUGGUGCUUUUGACUUCUCUCAGGGCACAAAUGAUACGGACGACUCGCCAUCGCUGAAGAAUCCUCUCUGGAAGUUGGCACGAGGCUUCAUCCACGAGCCUACGGACGAGCAGAUCGCCUGCCAGAAGCCCAAACCCAUCUUGCUUGAUGUUGGUGCAGCUGAUGAACCCUACGCCUGGUCGCCGAAUAUAGUCGACAUCCAAUUACUUCGUGUGGGACCUCUGAUCAUCAUUGUGUCUCCAGGUGAGGCAACAACGAUGGCGGGACGGCGCUGGCGGACUGCUCUUGCAGAAGGCGCUCCAUCCGUCCUCGGCAUUGAUGAUCCUCAAGUUGUCAUUGGUGGCCCAGCCAAUACUUAUGCACACUACAUUGCAACGGAAGAAGAAUAUGGUGUGCAACGGUAUGAGGGUGCAAGCACGCUCUAUGGCCCGCACACGCUUGAGGCCUAUAUCAACCUAACCCUUAGUUACCUCCCGUAUCUCGGUUCGGAGGAUGAGACAUCCCACCUUCGUCGCCUGCCAGCGGGUCCAAGCCCACCUGUUAAUGUCAAUGCCUCUCUGUCAUUCAUUACGCCAGUGGUUGUUGACAAUCCGGGCCUUCUUCGCCGUUUUGGAGCAACGUUAUCCUCCCCUGAUCCAGCAAAACAACAUACAGCUGGGUCGGUGGUCAGCGCCACUUUCGUUGGUGCCAACCCGCGAAACGACUUCCGACUCGAAGGGACCUUCGCUGCGGUGGAGAGGUUCGACUCCGACCAAGGGAAGUGGGUUCAGGUUCGCUCUGACCGAGACUGGUUUCUCGUGUUCAAGUGGAAACGGCUCAGUACCGUCUUGGGAACAAGUGAAGUCACUCUAACAUGGGAGAUCGAGCCAGGGACACGGUCUGGUAUGUAUCGCUUUAGGUACUAUGGUGACGCGAAGUCUCUGGGUGGCAAAACUACGGCGAUCGAGGGUACAAGUGGCGUGUUCAAUGUGGCCAGCGCCGAGAACAAGAGUGAUGCAGCGUUCUGGGGCGAACUGGUACGCAGCUGA